AUGGCUCCCUCAAACAUCAUUGUGCAACGCAUUGACAAGCCUAGUGAGGCUAUGGUUGAGGAAGCAGUGAAAAUUUUCUCAGAUCUCAUGCCGAAAGAUCCUCUGGCCAUAGCGCUGACGGGCGGAAACCCUACGAUCAUUUCCAUCAUGGUCCGCGCAAUGAUCAAGCCACUGGCCCUUGUGUCUGGAGAAAUGUACACCGCUACUGACCAAAGCGGUGUCAUGGUAGCCUUCACUCUCUGUACAAGACCUGGAAGGAAUCUCUUCGACACGGAAGGUCAGUUGGAGUUAGGCUACCAUGAUCUCAUGAAGGUAUUGUCGGAAGAAGGCAAAGCUUACCAUUCACAAGCACUCAAGAAAGACUUCCCUGCCUUCAUCGAUGAAAGCAUAGGUAUCACUAAUACCGAGCUGAAUGGCUACUGGUGCAAUUUUGCGUUCGUCCGCAAAGAUUAUCAAGGCAAAGGGAUAGCCAAAGCCCUGUUUAAAUUAGCUUUCGACGAGGCGAAUGGUGAGACCUUCGGGUUGGCCACGACGAAUCCGAUAAAUGUACAAAUCUACGAGAAGAUUGGCCUGGAACUGAAAGGAUAUAAGCUCAUGAAGUCUCCGUGGAUCGAUUGGCCUGUCUGGAUAUUCGCGAAGAAGGUAGAAAUAGUGUCUUAG
Messenger RNA from Sparassis crispa, 660 nucleotides. RefSeq lists its product as hypothetical. Gene Ontology annotation, molecular function: acyltransferase activity, transferring groups other than amino-acyl groups. The record is from RefSeq and is a predicted model, not a curated record. Bases 1 to 660 code for a protein of 219 amino acids. The transcript is spliced from 8 exons. NCBI's taxonomy places the organism in Eukaryota, Fungi, Basidiomycota, Agaricomycetes, Polyporales, Sparassidaceae.